Messenger RNA from Paramuricea clavata, 165 nucleotides. The record is from the annotation of a GenBank genome assembly. Lineage: Eukaryota; Metazoa; Cnidaria; Anthozoa; Malacalcyonacea; Plexauridae.
AUGGCAACCAGUGCCCCGGUACUAAGUUAUUAUGAUCUCAAGAAGCCUGUUACCUUAUCUGUAGAUGCCGGUUCAAAAGGAGCAGUGCUUUAUCAAGAAGAAAAACCAGUUGCAUCAAGAUCUGGACGUGCAAGCAAACCACCUGAGUAUUUGAUAGACAAUUAA